UGGGAAGUGUAUACUUUUGAUUUAUGGCACCUAUGGUCCAGGAGAGAAAACAAAACAAAAAAUACAGGAAACGGAAUUAUGUGUUCUAAAUGAAGAACAGCUUAGACAACAAAACUGGAAAGAAGUCCUCGAAAAGCUAGUGUAAUAUAGUGUAGUACGUACGUAACAUACGCGCCCUUUAAUUAGAAUGUGGGGGAAAACACCGGUAAAGGUCCUGUCUUUCCGUGACGUAAUAGCGCCCAAUAGACGAUAGGAAUUUUUGUGCUAGGUUCUCGUUAAACAUUCAUUCAUUCUGUUAAAAUAGAUGAAACUACCUUUUUCUUUCGGUUCUCUAUGCCUCUGAGUACUGAGUAAAAUUAAAGCGAAUAACUUUUAAAAUAAAUAAACAGCUUUCUCCAGUGAUGGGAGAAUAUUAUUUUUACUGAAAGUUUUAAAUGAGGUAUUGUUAGACGUGCGAGAUUUCAUAAAAUAAUAAUUUUUAUAUUUAUAGAUGACAUUUCCGCAAAAUCAAGUUAAAUUUUAAAUGAAAUGUCUAACAACAAACACAAACUGAACUAAAAUAAGAACCUAACUAAAAGGACAUCCUUAAUAUAUUUUUAAAGAAGAAGAUCACACACACACGCACACGCACGCACACACGCAUAUCACGCGCGCGCGCACACACGCAUAUCACGCGCGCGCGCGCGCACACACACACACACACACACAAUUAGUUAUAAAUAGAGACCAGUGAAACGAAAAUAAAAGUAACGUUUUACCUGUGUAUGUAAUACAACCUCAACAACAAUACACUUUUUCUAAACGUAUAACAUAACUACGCACAUACGUACAUUAUACUAACAUUUUACUGGUAAUAACAUAUGUCAGUAGACCCGCUGGUUAGUACAUGUAUAUUUAUAUAUAACUUAACUAGGUGUACACUACUCCGACAUUAUAUAGGUAAUAACGUGUCAGUAGACCCGCUGGUUACUACAUGUGUAUUUAUAUAUAACUUAAGUAGGUGUACACUACUCCGACAUUCUGAAGGUAAUAACAUACGGUAAUCAGUCGUGUUGUUUGUAAACCGUGUGUCUUGCAGCUACUAACCGCAGCACUGUGAUACACGCGCUGCCAGAAACCGAAUCGCGCUAUCGACGUGCAUGGCACAGGGUACGUUGUUUCUCCACCAGCGGCGGCGCUGUCUCGUCUUCCGACCAUUCCCACACUAGCGCUGAGUUCGGCGAACACCAAUCAAGGCGGUGAAGCCAAUAAUAGGAGCGACCGGGCUUAGCUGACAGCGUGUAAUCGAACCUAUAAAGAUCCCGACUAUCAGUCCAGUCCUGUCUCCCAGAACUUGCCUCGUCUUUGAACAAACUCUCGGAGUGUUAAAAAAAAGAUAUUAAUAAUUUAUGUCGCAAUCACAACAGAAGACUUUCUUUCUUUUUUCCCCUUCUCUGUAUAUAUAGUUGGAUCGAUAAUGGGAGUUAUGAAUGGAAAAUAAAUGACAUUAUAUUUUAGGCGUCCACAAUUUUUUUUCUUUUCUGAAGACGGAGUGAAAAGGUUUUUAAUUUGUUCACAACCUGUUGGAAGAAGAUUGUGGAUCGUUCGCAAAGAUAUCGGAUUUCGUAAAAGAGGUAAUAUUGACUUUGUGACUUUGUGAACGCUCGAAAGAAGUCAGAUUUGUAUAGAGGUGAUAUUUGCAAUAUUUGGCCUUUGUGAACGCUCGAAAGAAGUCAGAUGUGUAUAGAGGUGAUAUUUGCAAUAUUUGGACUUUGUGAACGCUCGAAAGAAGUCAGAUUUGUAUAGAGGUGAUAUUUGCAAUAUUUGGACUUUGUAAACGCUCGAAAGAAGUCAGAUUGGCAAAGAAGUGGUAUUUGGAAUAUUAGGACUUUGUAAACAUUUCAAAGACGUCAGAUUUGCAAAGAGUUGAUAUUUAGAAUACUAAUAUUUGGGCUUCGAGAACGCUUGAAAAAAAGUCAGAUUGGCAAAGAAGUGGUAUCUGGAAUAUUUGAACUUUGUGAACGCUUGAAAGAAGUCAAAUUUGCAAAAGAGGUGGUAUUUUGACUAUGCGGACGCUUUAAAACAUCAGAUUUAAAAAGAGUUGAUAUUUACACUUUGUAAACACUUCAAAGAAUACAGCUUUUUAAAGAGGUGACAUUGACUUUGUGGACGCAUUUUAUAAACUUACUUGCUACUCUGUGAUGUCUAACAUAAAUAACGUGUCGUGUCUGUACACGGCUGAUCUUGUCUCCAUGUACAACAAGAGUGUCUGUAAGUACUACCAUGACCCACCGUCCGAACAGUGCUACGUAUCGGACGACCAUCUUCUCGACUGCAUUUACCAAUUCAUUGAACCGAAACCCGAGGAGUGGGUCUUCACGGUUCUCUACAUGUUCGUGUUCCUGAUCGGAAUUACCGGAAACCUGCUCGUGUGCGUGGCCGUGUGGCGGAACCGUCACCUCAGGACGACCACCAACAUCUUCCUCGUCAACCUCGCCGUCGCAGACUUCCUCGUGAUCAUCCUCUGUCUGCCGCCGUCGUACCUGCAGACGAUGACGGAGACGUGGUUUCUAGGCAACGUAAUGUGUAAAAUCGUCGAGUAUUACCAGACUGUGUCCGUGAUAGUGUCUGUCAUGACCUUGACCGCCAUCUCCGUGGAGCGCUGGUUUGCCAUAUGUCGACCUUUGACCUUCAAGGAAACUCGAAGAAGAGUCGUUGGCGCCCUUAUCGUGAUCUGGGUCACAGCGCAUGCGGCUUCGACGCCGCGUCUUUGGAUUUUCGCCGAGAAACCCGACAACCUGAUUCCUAAAGAGCUGACCAUCUUGAUGACGUCAUGUGGACCUCGAUCGAAUAUGUUUCGACUUGAGUUUAACUUCCACAUGUUUAUGAUCGUAGCCUUCUACAUUCUGCCAAUUCUGGUGAUGGGUUACACGUACGUCGCCAUAGCCAAAUGUCUGUGGUCAAGCACGCGCUCGGAACAGUCACUUACAGAAGUGGGCCAGAACGCCAUGACAGCGCAGGUCAACGCUCGGAGACGGACCGCCAAGAUGUUAAUAGUUGUGGUCAUUGUCUUCAUCCUGUGCUUCCUGCCCUUGUAUAUCUGGAACAGUAUGAGGUAA
Molecule: messenger RNA, 3098 nt
Organism: Gigantopelta aegis
Lineage: Eukaryota; Metazoa; Mollusca; Gastropoda; Neomphalida; Peltospiridae
Product: orexin receptor type 2-like
Exons: 3
Coding region: 2181-3098 (305 amino acids)
Biological process (GO): G protein-coupled receptor signaling pathway
Cellular component (GO): membrane
Molecular function (GO): neuropeptide Y receptor activity
Source: RefSeq, a predicted model, not a curated record